GCUCGCUACGUAAAGUAUUGGCGGAAGACAAUUCAAUAAGGUUGGAUUCAAGUGCGCAUCACAUUCAGUGAAACGUCGUUGUGAGGGCAGUUUCUCCAGCCUUCUUGCCAUUCUCUUACGUAACGCGUAGAGCGACGUCCCGGGGAUGUGUCAGAGAGUAUAGAGGCUCGGAAGGGGGAGAGGCAGUGACAUUAUAGCACUUGUUCGAGCUAUGGGAAAUCUGGGAGAAAGCAGUGUAUAUAAAAGUCUGAAUGGGAAGCAUCAUACUGUCUUGUAGCUCUUAUGGUAUUAAAACACUGGUAGACGCUGGAAACAUAUUCUGAAAAGCCAUGACAUGCCAGCCUGUGAUGGAUUGCCCUGUAACUUUGGUUAUUAAAGCUCCAAAUCAAAAAUAUGAUGACCAAACCAUUAACUGCUUUCUGGACUGGACUGUGGAAAAAUUAAAAUCUCAUCUCUCAAAAGUAUACCCCAGCAAACCGUCAGCCAAGGAUCAAAGACUUGUAUACUCUGGAAAGCUGCUUCUUGAUCAUCUUCUGCUGAAAGAUGUUCUGAGGAAACAAGAUGAAUAUCACAUGGUUCAUUUAGUGUGUGCCUCCAGGACUCCUCCCAGCUCCCCCAAAGCCAGCAAGAGCAGCAAAUCUAUGGGAACUUCAAGCAGCGGCAGAUCUAGUUCUUCAGGAUCAGCCAACCCUGGUUCUACAAGUCAAGACACAUCAUCCACCUACCCUGAUCCCAGACCUGGAGAAAGCAUAAGGCAUCGACAUACUCCGCUAAUGUAUAAUAAUCUAGUUCAUAGCCACCCAUACUCUUACCUAAGACAAGAAUAUGCAUUGAAUCCGCCUCCAGGGCAAGAAGCCCCAUCUAUAUUUCCAGCCUAUUCAGCCUUCACUCCUUUACAGAUGAUGUGGUGGCAGCAGUUGUAUGCACGCCAGUACUAUAUUUAUCAAGCCACUGCCUCAAAUCAGUCCACAUCUAACGGCGAGAAUGCCCAGCCAGUUCCCCGUCCUGUUACCAACUCUGAAAACCCACCUCCCAACCCACCAAGAGCACCUCCUAAUGUAGCACCUGAGAUCAACCCUAAUAUCCAAAUGAAUGCUCAAGGUGGACCUGUCAUGAAUGAAGAAGACAUUAAUCGAGACUGGCUAGACUGGAUUUAUACUGUUUCUCGAGCUGCCAUUCUCCUUAGCAUAGUAUAUUUCUACUCGUCUUUCAGCCGUUUUGUCAUGGUGAUGGGUGCUUUGAUACUUGUGUACAUGCACCAGGCUGGGUGGUUUCCUCUCCUACAAGAUGAAGGUCAGCAGCAUCCAGGGGACAAUGCUGCAGAAGUGAACCCAGACCUUGUUAAUAACAAUGAUCCUCAGGAAUUGGAGCGUCGUAUGGAUGAUGGUUUACAAGAAGUACACAAUAAUGAUGCAGGAGUCAAUGUGGUUGCAAGACAGGGAGUUCUGGCCUCAGCCUGGUCUUUCAUUACCACAUUUUUUACUUCCCUUAUACCAGAGGGACCUCCUCAAGGUGUCAAUUAAGAUAUGAUAUUGCUGCUGUGUGGACAGCAUUGGGCUAUUUGGGAGGAAACCAAUAUUAUACACAGCUGUACAAUGUUAAAAUGAUUUCAUUUUUAUUACAUUUGUCUGCUUCCCCUCAACCUUUUGAUCUUCAAUUAUGAGUAUAUUAAGCACAAUGCAGCCUUUAUUUUUUUCUUUUAUUAAAUAGUUUUCUUUUUAAGAGAGAAAUAGAAGUAAUAGUAUUUGUCUUCCAUCAUUUUGAAUAAUUUGGCAGAAAGAUUGAAGAUGUUUCAUAUGUUCUGGCAAGUAUCGUUUUAAUGAAACCAUUCUAUUUUCUGUAUAACUGUAAAUUAACAUUUGCUGUAUGCUUUUCAAAAUACACAUCGGUGAACAGUAACAGUUAUGGCUAGCAAAGUAUUAGAACUAUCAAAGCAAUUCAGAUCAUUAUGGAUAUCUUCCCUCUGAUAGACCAUUAGUGUCUUAGUAAUACUGACUUCUACUUUUCAAGCAGACCUGUCUUAAUGUACUAAAGUGUACUAUAAUGUUGAACUAAUUGAUAAGAGGGUGCAUGCAUCUGCAGUUGAUUUCAGGGGUUAAAUGCAAACUCUCACGAUUUGAUGGCAAAAUCUGCUCAGAGUACCUGAACCCUGGGCAAGGUAAGGGGCUGAUGCAGCACAGGGAUUGAUUCUCAGCUGUCAGCAUUUGCUGAGCAUCUACAGAUUUCUAGUCUGUAUCAGAGUAGUACAUUUCACUCUUGACAAGGAACUGUAGUUUAGCCUUAUGAACAGGUAGACAAACAAUUUUGGGGGCGGGGAAGUAUUUUUUUUCUUCUAUUUGUGGUGUGUUGAAUGUGCAGAAAAUAAUAGUAAUAAGUUGUAACAAAUAAGAUGGAAAGAUUGUCUUAGACAGCAAUCAUUGCUGCAAGGACUUCUACUAUAAGGAUGUCCAGCUGAUGCUAAAUCAUAGUUUAUCUGGCUCAAAAAUAGCUGAAGUAUUACAUCUUGGUACUUAAAGAUCAUCUUUUCCAGCUGCUCUCUCUGAUCUCUAAUACUAAAAAAAACAGGAAACUACAUUACCAUCAGCAUUAACUUGUAGAUUUUCUAAAAGUUAUGCAUGAAUAUUUCUGAAACGAGGUAUGGAAACAGUCCAUGCUAAAAAGAUGCCAUCCCGUGGUUGUACUAAUUGGACUUAAAUAAUAAGUUGAUGGUGGUCAUGCAACUAUUUAUGAGUGAUUGAUGGUUUUCUUUUGAUUUACCAUUUACAGUGUUAAUUUCUUUGAAUGGCUCUAUUAAAGAAUUUUGAUAACACCUUGAAA
This is a messenger RNA of Xenopus laevis (African clawed frog), 2817 nucleotides long. It is a transcript of the gene herpud2.L, whose product is annotated as HERPUD family member 2 L homeolog. The record is from RefSeq and is a predicted model, not a curated record. The transcript is spliced from 10 exons. Gene Ontology annotation, cellular component: membrane. NCBI's taxonomy places the organism in Eukaryota, Metazoa, Chordata, Amphibia, Anura, Pipidae. Gene Ontology annotation, biological process: endoplasmic reticulum unfolded protein response. Bases 330 to 1523 code for a protein of 397 amino acids.